AUGGACCCUCUCAGCAUUACUGCCAGCGUCAUCGCUAUCAUCCAGCUAUCAUCCGAGGUCGUCGGGUUCAUCGGAAGCGCCGCCGGGGCGUCAAAGACGCGAAGACUCCUCCGCGAGGAAAUCCAAGCCUGCGAUAAGAUUCUUCAGGACAUCAAGGACGAGGCGGAUGAUUCAGAAGAAGGAAAGGCAUGGUCGGAGAAGAUCAGAGUCCUCGAGUAUCCAGAUGGUCCACUUAGUCGGCUCUCGAUCGCGUUGAGGCUGGUCAAAGCCAAACUCGAGCCUAAGGACGGUCAGAAGAAGGUACUCACAGCCUUGAAAUGGCCAUUCGAAGAGAAGGAAGUUCAAAAGAUCAUCGACGCAAUCGAGCGCGAGAAGAAGCUGCUACUUUUGGCUCUGGAGAACAACCAUCGAAAACUGGUCCAAAGCAUUCAGAGGUCUGCCAAGGACCACCAGAAGCAGCUGCUUGAGUUGAUCGAAGCUGUUAAGGACGGCUCCAAGAAGAGCCAGGAUAGCCUUGCGAAGCUGGGCGAUGAGAUCACACAGGUCGUGGUUUCACAAGAUGAUUUGAAGGAUGGCAUCGAUCGUCUGCGUCUUCAUGAUGAUCAUCGAGAAGCGACCGAAGCGUAUCAGGAAAUCUUAGAGUGGCUCACACCGGUCGACUAUGCUGCUCAGCACAGCGACUUCAUCAAUCGACAACAACAAGGAACAGGCGGUUGGCUUAUUGAUUCAGAGGAAUACCGCACGUGGGUACAAACGCCCAAGACGACGCUGUUCUGUCCUGGGAUUCCUGGAGCAGGAAAGACUAUCCUCACCGCAAUUACCAUCGAUGAUCUAUUUGAACGGUUUCAGGGAUCCGAAGAUACUGCUAUUGCAUAUGUCUACUGCAACUUCAGGCAGCAAAACGAACAGACCGUCGACAACAUGCUUGCAAGCCUCCUGAAGCAGCUGAGUGAGAAGAGAGCAUCCCCGCCAGCUAGCUUGACUGCUCUCUAUGAACAGCACAAGGCCAAACACACGCGGCCAUCAUUCGAUGAGAUAUCGAAGACGCUGCAGGUCGUCACUGCUAUAUAUUCCAGGGUUUUUGUUGUAAUCAACACCUUAGACAAGACUAGUGUGGUUGACGGCUGCCAGACGAGACUCCUGACAGAACUUUUCAAAGUUCAAGCGAGCUCGGAGGCCAACGUUUUUGUUACAUCAAGGCACAUCCCUAAUAUCACUAGCGAGUUCAACAAAAGGGCCGGAUGCACCUCAUUAGAGAUUCACGCGAGAGAGGAAGACAUGAGGCGAUAUCUUGAUAGCCACAUCGACCGGCUUCCAAGCUUUGCGCGCAACAAUUCAUUGCUACAGGAAGAGAUCCUAAGUAAAAUUGUCCAGUCGGUACAGGGGAUGUUCCUUCUCGCCCAGCUCUACCUCAAGUCCUUAGGGGGCAAAAGGUCUCCAAAGGCCGUCCGCACAGCAUUAGCAAACCUGCCCUCAGGCUCAGGAGCAAAGGCAUACGACUUUGCGUAUCAGGAUGCAAUGGCACGGAUCGACGGCCAGCUAGAAGACCAAACAGUGCUCGCGAAGCAGGUCUUGGCCUGGAUUACGCUUGCGAAGAGACCGCUCACUCCGCUAGAGCUUCAGAAUGCACUCGCAGUAGAGUUUGGUACUUCCGAGCUGGAUACGGAGAACUUGCCCCAGAUCGAGGACAUGAUAUCUGUCUGUGCUGGAUUGGUGACAAUUGACGAGGAAAGUCGCAUCAUCCGCUUGGUCCACUACACGACGCAAGAAUACUUUGAGCGGCCUGGAACACAACAGCGCUGGUUUCCAGAUGCCCAAGCUGAGAUCACAACCGUUUGUGUCACUUAUCUAUCAUACAACGCCUUCGAAUCCGGAUUCUGCAAAAGCGAUGAUGCAUUUGAAAAGCGGUUGCUAUUAAAUCCGUUUUACGACUACGCAGCACAUCACUGGGGAAGCCAUGCUCGUGAAGCGGCGACUCUACCUGAAGGGGUAAUGGAAUUCUUAACGGAUGUAGCAAAGGUCGAGGCAUCAAGUCAGACAUUACUGGCUUCUUCCAUGAGACAGUGGGGCCCAUCUUACAAGUACAGCCAAAGAGUUCCACAACAAGUAGUGGGACUUCAUUUAGCAGCAUAUUUCGGCGUUCAAGAAGCAGGGCAUAUCCUUCUUCAAGCCUCAAAAAACGUAGAUGUGUGUGAUAGCUACAGCCGGACGCCGCUGUCGUGGGCUGCCGACAGCGGACACGAGGCUGUCGUGCGGCUGCUUCUUGACAGAGGCGCAGAGAUCGAGGCUAAGGACAGUGACGGCCGGACGCCGCUGUUGUGGGCUGCUGACAGUAGAGAUGAGGCUGUCAUACAGCUACUUCUCGACAGAGGUGCAGAUAUCGAGGCUAAGGACAUUGACGGCUGGACGCCGCUAUUGUGGGCUGCUGACAGUGGAGAUGAGGCUGUCAUACGGCUGCUUCUUAAUAGAGGUGCAGAUAUUGAGGCUAAGGACAGUAUUAGCUGGACGCCACUAUUACAGGCUACUAACAAUAGAAACAAGGCUGUCAUGCAGCUACUUCUCGACAGAGGCGCAGAUAUCGAGGCUAAGGACAGUGACGGCUGGACACCACUGUGGCAGGCUGCCUACCGCAGACAUGAGGCUGUCAUGCAGCUACUUCUCGACAGAGGCGCAGAUGUCGAGGCUAAGGACAGUGACGGCUGGACACCGCUAUUGUGGGCUGCCAGCAGAGGACACGAGGCUGUCGUGCAGCUACUUCUCGACAGAGGCGCAGAUAUCGAGGCUAAGGACAGUUGUGGCCGGACCCUACUCCAGUUAGCUGUUUUCAAUGGCCAUGAUAUCGCUGAAGAGAUACUAGUCUCGAGGGGAGCAUGUAUCGAAGAUUUUUAUGGUCUCCGAGGACUGUUCUCAGCGAGCAUUUGA
This is a messenger RNA of Thyridium curvatum, 2922 nucleotides long. RefSeq lists its product as uncharacterized. The transcript is spliced from 2 exons. The record is from RefSeq and is a predicted model, not a curated record. Gene Ontology annotation, molecular function: protein binding. Lineage: Eukaryota; Fungi; Ascomycota; Sordariomycetes; Thyridiales; Thyridiaceae. Bases 1 to 2922 code for a protein of 973 amino acids.